Pseudonaja textilis is the source of this 1439-nucleotide messenger RNA. It is a transcript of the gene FKBPL, whose product is annotated as FKBP prolyl isomerase like. Lineage: Eukaryota; Metazoa; Chordata; Lepidosauria; Squamata; Elapidae. The record is from RefSeq and is a predicted model, not a curated record. Gene Ontology annotation, molecular function: protein binding.
AUCAGAAAGGGUUUCCCUACUUUUCCGGGUUUUUAUUCCCGCCUGCCUCUAACCUGUCUUCUUUUGAGGAACAGUCUCCACAUACAAUAGUUGCUAGGAUACAGGUGGUUGCUGAGGAAAUGACGUUUCAGGGAGAAAGAAGGGAGGAAGGUGGAGUGAAAUUAGAGAACGUAAGGGAGCCAGAAGCUAAAUUGCACCCCCAUGUCUUGCCACGGCGGUCUUCUCCAUCCUGCGCUGAGAGUGGGGACAGAGGAAGAAGCCUAAAAGAAAGGAGGUGUGACGGACUUUCUCAUCACUCGACGUGGAACCUCAGGGUGGAGGAGAAAGGGAUGGCAAGCUCAGAGAAAGCUUUUCUGAAGAGCCAGACUGCUGGAGAACGGGAAACAGGCAAGAAGCCGGACCGGAGAACCCCUAUCUGUGACAAAAACAUCCAAGAUGCUUCCCUUGGGGAUGAAAAGAAGGAUCUUGGAGACAAGGUAAAAGAGAAUCAACCGCUUCCCAUCCAGUCCCAGACAGGUGUACGCUGGCCUUGUCCAGAGGGCACCUUUGUCAAGCUGAUCCUCAAGGCCGGGACAGGUUUAGAUAAACCGAAGGAAGGGUCCUUCUGCCAAGUCUUCAUCGAGGCCAGUCAUGAAGGGCCCUUGAGCUACCCGUCCUCCAGGUGGGCCGAAGUGGAGCUGGGCGGGGGCGACGCUGAAUGGGACGGUGUGGUGGACCGUGGUUUGGAAACCAUGCUGGCAGGGGAGCGGGCUGAGCUGAGGUUGUCAGAGGGCGGCACCAUCACUGUCCAGUUGGCGAGCUUCACGGAGGCCAAAGACUCCUGGGAGAUGAGCGCAAGCGAGAAGUGGGACUUGGUCCUCAGCAAUAAAGAGCGCGGCAGUGAGCUUUACAGGGCGGGAGCCAUUGCCGCGGCUGCCAGGCGCUACGCUCGGGCCUUACGCUUGCUCGUGGUGGCUGCUCCUCCCCCGGAUUAUGACCAGAUCAAGGCCGAGCUUCACACCAACUUGGCUGCCUGUCAGCUACGGUUGCACCAGCCGGCCAACGCCGCUCAAAACUGCUCCAAGACUCUUGUGCUCCAGCCGGCCAACCCCAAGGCUUUGUUUCGACGCGGCUUGGCCUACGAUGCAAUGAACGACUUGGAGGGGGCAGCGCAAGACCUCAAAGGAGUUUUGCAAGUAGAGCCAGGAAACCGAGCAGCUCGCCGGGAAUUAGACAGGGUUACCGAGAGGAUCCGGGCCCGGGAUGCUAGACUGGCUCAAGCCAUGCAGAAAAUGUUUGCUUGAAUAAAACCAUUUUGACCAUGUCAACAUCAAGGGGGGGCGGGUUGCAUUUUCAUUGUGAUUAGGUGAGCAACAGGAAAGAGGAGCUGGUGCUUGACACCAUGAGCCGUGAGGGUACAGUGGUUGGAAAUGCAAUAUUGCAGGCUAACUCUGCCGACU